This is a messenger RNA of Lottia gigantea (owl limpet), 2232 nucleotides long. RefSeq lists its product as hypothetical. The transcript has 14 exons. Lineage: Eukaryota; Metazoa; Mollusca; Gastropoda; Lottiidae. The record is from RefSeq and is a predicted model, not a curated record. Bases 1 to 2232 code for a protein of 743 amino acids.
AUGGUCCAGUUACUUCCAUUAUUACUUCUUGCUAUUGUAGUAGAAAUCGAGAGUUUUUCUUUAGUUAAAGACACUAGCAGUAUAAUAGAUGUAACUGUCGACUGUGGGGCUAAUGAAGCAGCGAACAGUGCAGUAUUAAAUAUCCUGACAGACGUAGAUAUAUCGGCUAUUGCUAAAUGUAAAAAUGGUGAAAAGUCGUUUAUUACCACAGAUUCUGUACAUUACACUCUACCAGCAACCUUAACAACUCGUGAUAACCUCUGUGAGUUAAAUCAAAAAGAUGGGUCUGAUAAUUUUGAUAUUGAGGUAGAGGUACAUUACGGUGAAUUGGAUGGUUUGAUUCUGACUAGAACUAAACUGGUUACUGUAGUGUGUACUUAUUCUGAUCAUGGUAAAGAUGACAGUGGUCAACAUUCUAUAAGAGAUGGACCACAAGCAUACAUAGAAAAACAAUCUAUCGUUGGUGGAUCUGUUCCUAAAGCUGAAUUAUCUUUAAGUAUUCAAACAGUCGACGAUCAAGAUGCAGUUGGCUCGAUUUCUUUCGAUAGAAGAUAUUCCUUAUUCGGUUCUUAUACUGGUGCUCAGCAAAAUGUGGGAUUGAAACCAGUAAGUUGUGAUGCGAUUUCAGACGAUGGAGAACGUUACGCAGUAUUAGUAGCUGGAUGUGGUGAUGGGUUUAUAUUUGACCGAACAGAUGGUUUUGUAACAACUGGUAAAACAUUUAGAAGCCCAUAUUUCUUUGCAUUCCAUUUGGCCCACAGUGGAAAUUUGGCUUUUGAUUGUAAUGUAACCUUGUGUACUCCGAGCUGUGAAGGUUCAUCUUGUGAAACUGUUUGUGGUCCUGUGACUUCGUUUGUCAUCCCAAAUAUUCAAUUAGAACAAUGUACUGGUAACAAUAAAUAUCAAGACACCUGUUCGUUUAUUUGUAAUGAUGGUUAUGAUAAAAGUGGUGUUGCUAUAUCUACUUGUGGUGCUGAUGGGAUUUGGACUGUACCCGACAUCGCAUGCCCACCCAAAGAUUGUGGAAGUCCUCCAACGGGUACCGCAUCCACAGGAACUGCAUCAAGUGGUACCACAUACACACAAGAAGCAGACUAUACUUGUAAUACAGGAUAUACUGUAACAGCUGGCAAGGCCAAGAUUGCGUGUCUUGAUACAGGGACGUGGGAUGUAGAUAAUAUACUUGUUUGUGAACCUAAAGAUUGUGGAAGUCCUCCAACGGGUACCGCAUCCACAGGAAUUGCAUCAAGUGGUACCACAUACACACAAGAAGCAGACUAUACUUGUAAUACAGGAUAUACUGUAGUAGCUGGCAAGGCCAAGAUUGAGUGUCUUGAUACAGGGACGUGGGAUGUAGAUAAUAUACUUGUUUGUGAACCUAUAAAUUGUGGAGAUCCUCCAACGGGACCCGCAUCCACAGGAACUGCAUCAAGUGGUACUACAUACACAGAUACAGCGGAUUAUAUUUGUAAUGAAGGAUUUGUAAGACAAAGUGGUAAUUUACAGAUUAGCUGUCUAGUUACAGGGAAUUGGGAUAUAGCUAAUAUACUUGUUUGUGAAGCUAUAAAUUGUGGAGAUCCUCCACCGGGGCUCGAAUCAUCAGGAACUGCAUCAAGUGGUACUACAUACACAGAUACAGCGGAUUAUAUUUGUAAUGAAGGAUUUGUAAGACAAAGUGGUAAUUUACAGAUUAGCUGUCUAGUUACAGGGAAUUGGGAUAUAGCUAAUAUACUUGUUUGUGAAGUUGUAAAUUGUGGAGAUCCUCCACCGGGGCUCGAAUCAACAGGAACUGCAUCAAGUGGUACUACAUACACAGAUACAGCGGAUUAUAUUUGUAAUGAAGGAUUUGUAAGACAAAGUGGUAAUUUACAGAUUAGCUGUCUAGUUACAGGGAAGUGGGAUAUAGCUAAUAUACUUGUUUGUGAACUUCCACCUCCACCUCCAGAUCAACAGUGUAAUCUUUUGAUGUAUGUAAGCAACUCAUUGGAUUUAGACACGAAAAUUGCUUUUUCCACAGUGGAUUCAGAGGAAGAGUGUGCUCCCUUAUGUACAGACACAUGUACCGCCUCGUUAUACCUUCCUAUAGGUGGUUAUUGUGUGCGAUUUGAAGACCCCAUCAUAAGAAGUAUAGUACUUACCGUUUUAGAAAAUUUCGAACCUUGUAUUGAUGCGUGCGUAGCCGAACCGGACUGUAAAGCGGUUUAUAAUACAUAUACUUACUUAAUGGGUUGA